AUGCGGCUCAAGGUGCACGUCCCCGGCACCGACAUCAAGGGGAGUAUCUGGGCGUUGGAUUACUCCAAUGAUCGCCAGCUCCGCAUGGCCACUUUCCAGUCGGGCAAUGGCAAUGGCAAUGGCGACCACCAGUUACUGUCUUUCGGUGCUGCCUCGAACAAGACCUACACCCUCUCGUAUUCGAUGAACAUCGGCCAGUAUGGUAGUAUCACUGCGAGACGCUAUCGGGAUGAUCAGUUGACGUUUAAUGUGUUCGUAGGCUUGGAGGCCUCCUAUGAGGGCUUUGCGACCUUCGAUGUUAUUAUGUUCGGCAUUCAGGCUACCCGGGGUCGGGUUGAUCGAGAUUGUUUACAGGUGGCCGACAAGCAGAAGAGGGAAGUGAGGCAGAUGGUGGCGAGCACCAACAUACACGACAUGAGAUAG
This is a messenger RNA of Aspergillus heteromorphus CBS 117.55, 423 nucleotides long. RefSeq lists its product as uncharacterized. NCBI's taxonomy places the organism in Eukaryota, Fungi, Ascomycota, Eurotiomycetes, Eurotiales, Aspergillaceae. The coding region runs from base 1 to 423 and encodes 140 amino acids. The transcript is spliced from 2 exons. The record is from RefSeq and is a predicted model, not a curated record.